CUUAGGUUUUGCAUUAGAAAGCGCUACUAUCCAGUGGGGUCGCUUUCACUCUCUUCACAGAUUGAUUUUUGGACUUGGGUUUUGCAGAGGCAUUAACCCUAAUUAUUUGUGGUUGGAACCCGGUCACGUGAAAAUGAAGCAUCUGUUUUCUUUCAGUUGGACUCUAUGGUCAGAGGACUGGUUAACUUGCCUCAUGUUGCACCCCCCCACCCCCCACCCCCCACCCCCAGUGGGGAAUGCUCUCUUCUGGACAAGACAGACUUUCUGCAUCUGGACAUUGAGCUUUCAGCUUUCCGCUUGGCCCUCAUCCAGCUUCAGGUUUCUUCCAUCAAAUCAGACAACCUCACUCGAGCCUGCGGCCUCAUCCGGGAGGCAGCAACACAAGGAGCCAAAAUCGUUUCUCUGCCAGAAUGCUUCAAUUCUCCAUAUGGCACGAAAUAUUUUCCUGAAUAUGCUGAGAAAAUUCCUGGUGAAUCCACACAGAAGCUUUCUGAAGUAGCAAAGGAGUGCGGUAUAUAUCUCAUUGGAGGUUCCAUUCCUGAAGAGGAUGCUGGGAAAUUAUAUAAUACCUGUGCCGUAUUUGGUCCUGAUGGCACUUUACUGGUAAAGUACAGAAAGCUCCAUCUGUUUGACAUUGAUGUUCCUGGGAAAAUUACAUUUCAAGAAUCUAAAACGCUGAGUCCUGGUGAUAGUUUCUCCACAUUUGAUACUCCUUACUGCAGAGUGGGCCUGGGCAUCUGCUAUGACCUGCGCUUUGCGGAGCUCGCCCAGAUCUACGCCCAGAGAGGCUGUCAGCUGUUGGUAUAUCCUGGAGCUUUUAAUAUGACCACUGGACCAGCCCACUGGGAGUUGCUUCAACGAGGCCGGGCUGUUGACAAUCAGGUGUAUGUGGCCACAGCAUCUCCUGCCCGGGAUGAUCAAGCCUCAUAUGUUGCCUGGGGACACAGCACUAUUGUGAGUCCUUGGGGGGAUGUCCUUGCUGAAGCCGGCACCGAGGAGACGGUCCUGUGUUCAGACAUAGACCUGAAGAAGUUGGCUGAAAUACGCCAGCAAAUCCCCAUUUUUAGCCAGAAGCGAUCAGACCUCUAUGCAGUGGAGGCGAAAAAGCCCUAAGGUUUAUGUUUCUAACAUGUUACAAACAGGAGGAUAUGUUCCUGCAACGUAAUCCAUUCCCUGCUGAAUUCUUUAAAGAGAUUUUUUUUUUUUUUUUUAAUUUCAGCCUUUUUCCCCUUCCUGGGAACUUUCUAAUGAGAUGAUGGAGCAUCAGCACAUGGUAUUUUUCACACCAUAUUAAAUAGUUAAAAAGGACUCAGGCUGGCAUUGAGAGCAGAAGGAAGAGGGGAUGACUAUAUACCUUCCAUGCUAAGUUGCCUCAUAGUAGUUGGUAAAAGUAUCAGACCUUGGUAUCUAGGUUGAUUCACCUGCUACAAAUACAUUUGUGUCACACACACCUCUCAUCUCAUUGCUGGAGUUGGAAUCCAUUAUGUAGAAAACUUGGUCUGGUGUUACGCUUUUUUGGAGCAGGAUGUUAAAGUUACAUUUUUAGUCUGUGAGCAGCUACGGGAAGCAAGGUGAUGGACCCUUGGUGUUUGCUAGAGGAGAUGGCAGCCCCAGUCCUUCCUAGCAGCCUGGAGGUUCUUCAGAUUCAAGAAGGAGCUAAUGAAUCAAGCCCAGACCCUCCUGGUCUUAGGGGAAAGGCUGUGUCAACAGUGAGUCCUUUGGGAGAAUGACUGGUGGCAUUUGGUCAAGGCAACCAAAGAUGAGUCUCUGCAAAAGAUUUUCUUGAUAGGAUGAGUGUCUGAAAAUCUUUUUCUUUUUGUUUUUCUCCCUAGUAACACUUUCUAGCUUGAUAAAGGUAAAUUUUUAGCCUAGUGGUUUUCAGAAUCCUUUUGCACCAUUAAAAAUUAAGAAUUCCAAUGAACUUUAUUUUUAUGUAUAUGUUGGGCUGGUAAAACGUUUAACAACCAGCUGUCCCCAAAACCCUGAUUUUGCAGUAGCAUUUGCCAGUUUCCAUGGUGUAAAUACUUUCACUGUGGCCAAGGUUCAGACUGUCAGUAUGACACCUCUAAACAGAGUUGGAAAUAAAUGCAGUUAGCACUUGUGAGCUGGUGCAGUCCUGCUCUAGCACACCACUGUUUACAUAUAUAUUUACCAUCCUGGAAAAUAAAACAAAAUUUUAAAACAAAAGAAUGCAUGAGCACACAUUUUAUUAGCUAUAAGAGUGAUGACAUCAUCAUGUCAUUUAACCUUUGGAAACCAUCAUUGUAUACUCAGAGGAAUACAAGAGUGAAAAAGGUAAAUGACAUUUUAAAAUUAAGUAUACAAUUUGGUAAAAUUGGACACAUGUAUACUUCCAUGAAACCACUCUAAUCAAGAUAAUGAACAACCCUCACCUCCCGCCUCCCUGCAAUUUUCUUGUGUUCUUGUAUAAUCCCCUCUAGCUACUCUUCUCAUCCCCAGGCAGUCACUGAUCAGCUUUGUCACUGUAGAUAAGUUUGAAUUUUCUGUAAUUACCUAAAAGUGGAAUCGUACUUAAUGUGUAUACUUUUUUGUCUUCUUUCACUCAUCAUGAUUAUUUGGGGAGACAUACCUGUGUGUGUCACUCAUUUAUUUUUUAUUGCUGAGUGGUAGUCCAUUAUAUGGAUAUACCAUAAUUUGAUAGACAUUUGAGUUUCCAGUUUUUGGCUAUUAGAAAUAAAGCUGCUAAAAACAU
Messenger RNA from Zalophus californianus (California sea lion), 2713 nucleotides. RefSeq names its product nitrilase family member 2 (gene NIT2). Lineage: Eukaryota; Metazoa; Chordata; Mammalia; Carnivora; Otariidae. The transcript has 10 exons. Gene Ontology annotation, molecular function: omega-amidase activity. The coding region runs from base 166 to 1113 and encodes 315 amino acids. The record is from RefSeq and is a predicted model, not a curated record. Gene Ontology annotation, cellular component: mitochondrion. Gene Ontology annotation, biological process: oxaloacetate metabolic process; L-glutamine metabolic process.